This is a messenger RNA of Colletotrichum graminicola M1.001, 1377 nucleotides long. RefSeq lists its product as uncharacterized. Lineage: Eukaryota; Fungi; Ascomycota; Sordariomycetes; Glomerellales; Glomerellaceae. The transcript has a single exon. Bases 1 to 1377 code for a protein of 458 amino acids. The record is from RefSeq and is a predicted model, not a curated record. Gene Ontology annotation, molecular function: UDP-glycosyltransferase activity.
AUGACGGCAACGACAGCCGAAAGGCCCACGAAGCAUUCGCCCCUGCUUCUCGUUACGGCUUUCCCUGGCGAAGGGCAUGUGAACCCUCUCCUUACUAUCGCAUCAUACCUUGUCAAAAAGGAUUAUGAGGUUGUGUUCAUUUCAACGCCGGACUUCCGGCACAGAGUCGAAGAAGCCGGCGCCGAGUGGGUCUGCACGGACAGCCCUUUCACCGAAGAACUUUUCCGGAGCCUAGCUGAGACGUUUUCCUUGCCUUCCGUGCCGGAUCGUUUCGCCAUUGAAUACAAGAAAGUUUUCUUGAAUACACUGCCCCCUCGGGCCCGGAAAACAGCCGAAGUUCUGGCCCUGUUGAAAGCAAGGGACCCCAACCGCCAGAUCAUUGUCAUCGAGGAUGCCCUCAACUGGUCCUUCUUGCCUCUCAAGUAUGGAAUGCCUUUGGCCCAGGGCUUAACGGAAAUCCCGAGAAGCAUAGGCAUUGGCGUUGCCGCUUUCAUCCUAGAGAGUCGGGACACUGGGCCCAUUCCAUACGGAUUACCGCCCGAUUCCACCCACUCAGGUCGCCUAAGGAACGCAAUCCUUCAAGACUUGGCUGAGAAAGGGCCAUUGAAGCCUGCGCUAGACGGUUUGCGGGAGGCAAUGGAGACACUGGGCUGCACAGACAUCCCGACCAAACGCAUGUUCAGAUGUGCCUACACAGCCCACGAUGUCACACUACAACUUUGCCCCCCGAGCCUCGAGUACCCAAUUUCCGACCUGCCGCCGUCAGUUGAGUACAUUGGCAUACUGCCGCGCAAGACACCAAGUCCAGACUUCCGAUACCCCACUUGGUGGUCCGAAGUCGAGAGAACACAACCGGACAACAAAUACCGCCAUGUCAUUUUCGUAUCUCAGGGCACGGUCGCCUCAGACUACACCGAUCUCGUGCUGCCGGCUAUCGAAGCCUUUGCCAACAGGCACGAUGUUCUCGUCGUUGUGGCUCUGGGGACUCGUGGCGCCCAGCUUCCUUCGGAGGUCGUGAUUCCUCCGAACGCUCGGGUUCUGGACUACAUGCCCUAUGACACCAUCCUCGAAUACACUGAUGUAUUUAUCUCGAACGGAGGGUACGGCGCCUUGACUCACGCUGUGCGCAACGGCGUCCCCGUGGUUCUUGCCGGCGAGAGCCAGGAGAAGAGCGAGGUGGCCAUGCGUGCCGUGUAUGCCGGUCUUGGCGUGAGCCUCGCCACACAGAGACCGACGGCAGAGCAAAUCCGGAAAGGCACUGACGAAGUCUUGCGAGACACUAAAUACAGAAAAGCCGUGAUGAGGCUGAAAGGCGAGGACGAUAGUAUGGACGCUCUGGCAACGGUAGAAGCAAAGGUGAAGGAGAUGACUCAAUGA